This is a messenger RNA of Danaus plexippus (monarch butterfly), 390 nucleotides long. It is a transcript of the gene RpS28b, whose product is annotated as small ribosomal subunit protein eS28. Bases 83 to 280 code for a protein of 65 amino acids. The record is from RefSeq and is a predicted model, not a curated record. Gene Ontology annotation, molecular function: structural constituent of ribosome. Gene Ontology annotation, biological process: maturation of SSU-rRNA; ribosomal small subunit assembly; translation. NCBI's taxonomy places the organism in Eukaryota, Metazoa, Arthropoda, Insecta, Lepidoptera, Nymphalidae. The transcript is spliced from 2 exons. Gene Ontology annotation, cellular component: cytosolic small ribosomal subunit; ribosome.
AUCUGUCAAUCUUUCCUUUUUUCGUACACGCUCUUUGCGUUGCACGUGUUAUUUUGAGUUACUCGCUCGAUAUCUGAAUAAAAUGGAUAAACCUAACGUUCUCGCUCGCGUUGUUAAGGUCCUGGGCCGUACCGGUUCCCAGGGACAAUGUACUCAGGUCAAAGUUGAGUUCAUCGGAGAGACCAGCCGUCAAAUUAUCAGAAACGUGAAAGGACCGGUCAGAGACGGAGACAUCCUCACGCUGUUGGAAUCUGAGCGUGAAGCCAGAAGAUUAAGAUAGGGUGUGGAGAAACUACUAGGUUAAGCUCUUACAUGUAACAGUUAUUCAAGUUGUGAAAUAUAAAACCGUCAAAGAUGUAACCAGCUCAUAAAUAUACGACUUAAAUAACA